AUGCAGAGCCAACCGACGUUCUUCGUAAAUGCUCGAGGCCUUGAAUUCUUCCGCCAGACCCUUGCUGCGAACCUGGACGGACAAUUCGAUUCAAGUUUCUGGAGCAAGCUUGUAUUACAACUAUCACACUCUGAACCAUCAGUUCGUCAUGCUGUGUCCGCCGUCAGCCACAUUUAUCGUGACGUUGAAUCAUCUUUACGACAUCCGGAAGGCUAUGUCAGUGCCAACCCCGAGGCUCAACGGGAGUGGAACAAAGCAAUAAGGAGCCUAUCAGCUCGGAUUCAAGCGCGUCCCAACUCGAAUUUGGUUCCUUUGGUCUGCUGCCUCUUGUUCACGUGUAUCGACUUGCUUAGGGGCAGCGUUGAAUCUUCAUUGCUUCACGUUGAAAGUGGACUCAACAUUCUAGCUGCAGCCCGCCGCAACAGCCAUGCAGACUAUGACCUAGGAUCCGAUACCUCGAAGAGCGAUUUGCAAACUAUUGAGGAUCACGUUGUUCCGGUGUUUGCGGGUCUGAGUGUCCUUAGUUCCCUCGCCGGCAGAACGACUCCGCCAAUAUACGCUCCAACAGCUGAAGAAGACUCUCCGCACGAAGACCUUGCCGAUUCUAGACGGCGGCUCAUCGAGGUCUCAGAUGCCUGCAUCCGUUUCAUUGGCGCAGUCAGCCUAAAGGCCGCGACUUUCCAAGUUGACGUCGAUGACUUGGUUGACCAGGUCAAACUUCAAACAAGGCUGGGCGCGUGGCGCGACCAGCUAGGCAGACUGGUGGAUCGAAUGCAGGCCCGAGACAAGCCAGUGAAGCAGGACGCGCUCAGCCUUCUUUUGGUACAUUACAAAGUCAUUUACAUCUGGCUGCGAGUCUGCACCACAGCUGGUGAAACGGCCACAGACUUCUACCUUGCCGACUUCGACGAGCUUGUGCACUACGCGGAGCAAAUCGCCAAGACACGUGCGGGCGUGGAAAUGGCAAGACCGCAACCGCUGUCUUUCGACAUUCAAAUCUUGGGGCCUCUUUACUAUGCCGCGCUGAAAUGCCGCCAUCCCGCGACACGACGACGCGCGCUGGAACUACUGCAAUUUGCGCCUCUGCGGGAAGGGCUGUGGAACGCACAUCACGCCUACCUGACCGCCAAACGAGUGAUUGAGCUGGAAGAAAGGGAUUUGAAAGGGCGCGAGUUGCCAGACGAGUCUUCGAGACUGCACGGCCUCGUCCUGCCUGAUGAUAUGUCACGGAUCGAUGGGCAGGGCGAGAUGCCUUUUGAUGUUCGGAGGUUCGACCACAGCAUCGUGCCCAGCCCAGCUUACCCAGGCACGCUUAAAGCUGUAUUUUGGACAAAACCGUGGGGGCUAUCGCGAGAGUGGCAGUCAAUCACGGAGUACAUAAAGAUAUAA
Molecule: messenger RNA, 1389 nt
Organism: Diaporthe citri
Lineage: Eukaryota; Fungi; Ascomycota; Sordariomycetes; Diaporthales; Diaporthaceae
Exons: 1
Coding region: 1-1389 (462 amino acids)
Source: RefSeq, a predicted model, not a curated record